Messenger RNA from Neoarius graeffei (lesser salmon catfish), 2758 nucleotides. It is a transcript of the gene camk1da, whose product is annotated as calcium/calmodulin-dependent protein kinase 1Da. Gene Ontology annotation, cellular component: cytoplasm; intracellular anatomical structure. Lineage: Eukaryota; Metazoa; Chordata; Actinopteri; Siluriformes; Ariidae. The transcript is spliced from 11 exons. The coding region runs from base 524 to 1816 and encodes 430 amino acids. The record is from RefSeq and is a predicted model, not a curated record. Gene Ontology annotation, molecular function: ATP binding; calcium/calmodulin-dependent protein kinase activity; calmodulin binding. Gene Ontology annotation, biological process: peptidyl-serine phosphorylation.
GAGAGAGAGUGUGUGUGAGAGAGAGAGAGUGUGUGUGUGUGAGAGAGAGAGAGAGAGAGUGUGUGUGAGAGAGAGAGAGUGUGUGUGUGAGAGAGAGAGAGAGAGUGUGUGUGUGAGAGAGAGAGAGAGAGAGAGAGAGAGAGAGUGUGAGAGAGAGAGAGUGUGUGAGAGUGAGAGAGAGAGAGAGAGUGUGUGUGUGUGAGAGAGAGAGUGUGUGUGAGAGAGAGAGAGAGAGAGAGAGAGAGUGUGUGUGAGAGAGAGAGAGUGUGUGAGAGUGAGAGAGAGAGAGAGAGUGUGUGUGUGUGAGAGAGAGAGUGUGUGUGAGAGAGAGAGAGAGAGAGAGAGUCGGAUAUAACGCAAACCGUGACGGCAAGAAACAGAGCUCGCGCUUGACGGUUUUGUUGCGUGCGCGUGCGCGUGAAGUGAAGCGUGGGAAAGCACGGUAUUCUCCGGGGAUCUCAGAGUCCCGGGCAGCUGCUGUCGCACGCAGACUCGCGUAUCUGCGCUCUUCCCGGUUUCCGCCAUGGCUCAGGAGAACGGAGAGACCACCAAGGACUCGUGGAAAAAGCAAGUGAACGACAUCAAGCAGAUGUUUGAAUUCAAGGAGGUCCUCGGCACGGGCGCGUUCUCCGAGGUGGUCCUGGCUCAGGAGAGAGCCACAGGGAAGAUGUUUGCCGUUAAGUGCAUUCCGAAAAAGGCUUUGAAAGGGAAGGAGAGCAGCAUCGAGAACGAGAUCGCCGUGCUACGCAGGAUCAAGCACGAGAAUAUCGUGGCCCUGGAAGAUAUCUACGAAAGCUCUGAUCACCUGUACCUCAUAAUGCAGCUGGUUUCAGGAGGAGAGCUGUUUGACCGGAUCGUGGAGAAGGGCUUCUACACAGAGAAAGAUGCCAGCACACUCAUCAGACAAGUGCUGGAUGCAGUCAACUACCUGCACAGUAUGGGCAUCGUACACCGAGACCUGAAGCCCGAGAAUCUUCUUUACUUCAACCCUCAAGAUGGAUCAAAGAUCAUGAUCAGUGACUUCGGCCUUUCAAAGAUGGAGGGCACAGGUGAUGUCAUGUCCACCGCCUGUGGAACACCAGGAUACGUCGCUCCUGAGGUGCUCGCUCAGAAGCCAUACAGUAAGGCUGUGGAUUGCUGGUCGAUCGGAGUCAUCGCAUACAUCUUGCUGUGCGGAUAUCCACCCUUCUACGACGAGAACGACUCCAAACUCUUCGAGCAGAUCCUGAAAGCCGAUUAUGAGUUCGAUGCACCUUAUUGGGACGAUAUAUCAGAUUCAGCCAAGGACUUUAUCAGCAGUUUGAUGGAGAAGGACCCUGCUAAGCGCUACACCUGUGAGCAGGCUCUCCGUCACCCCUGGAUUGCCGGAGACACUGCUCUCUGCAAGAACAUCCAUGAAUCGGUCAGCCGUCAAAUGCGUAAAAACUUUGCUAAGAGCAAGUGGAGGCAAGCUUUUAACGCUACAGCGGUGGUGAGGCACAUGAGGAGGCUGCAGCUGGGCGCCAGCAUGGACAGCGCUCACCCGAACAGCCGGGGGCACGCAGCAAAGCAGCAGACACCACCACCGAACCAAACCCUGAACCCGGCGUUAAACCUCAACCAAAACCAGAAACCUGCUCCGAACCAGAACCAGUAUCUUCUCAACAACAUCUCCACAGAGUCUCCCAGUAUAACCCGCAAAGACUGUACAGCACCUCCUCACGCUUCCUGUUCUUUGGCGUCCGCAGCCGCAUCCCCAGCUCCAGGGGCGGAGCCCUGCAGGCCACACCCCUCCUCAGUUGCCUCAGUGAGCACUGUGUUAACUGGGACCAAGUGACGCCAGGUCCUGCGGGGGGAGAGCUGGGAGGCCACGGCACUGUAAGCCACGCCUCUCAGACCACCCCCCGCCCUGCCUUGAGGACAGGCAGAGGACUCACCCACCCACUGGUCGCCAUAUUUAACCAUUGAGAGACUCGACACUGCGUGCCACUUGCUGCACACCGCAACUCGUCCUGCUACUAGAACCCCACACCAUCAGGGGGCGCUAUUCAUGCAGACAGGAUGAAGAGGUCUGAUUCACUUUAAGAGUGGAUUCACAUGGUUGGACAUGAGUCUUGUAUGAGAAUAAUAGUGUGUUGUGUUAUGAAUGUGCUCUGAAUCACAGCAGCCAUUUUACCCUUCGGUUACGACUCGGAAAGGACUUCAGAGGAACGCGGGGGAGCAAACAUGAAGUGCGUCUGCCUCGAGCACCUUCAGGCAGAACCAAUGUCAAAUAGCUGUUCUACAUCUCUAAGCUCUUCCCUUUGUAUCUUCUCUUCCCCCCCACCCCCUCACACUUCUGGCACUUCCUAUAAGCUGUGUUUGAGUUGAUGAAAUUUUUUGCAGUUUUAUUUCUACAGUUUCUAGUCGUUCUCUGGUUUUCAAGUUUUCUAUGAUCCAUCUCGCAGACCUGCAGAAGUGCUUUAUAAAUCACGUUAGACUGUUUCGAACUGUUAAUCUGGCUCCAAGUUGUAUCCGUUUGCACAUGGAUGUUCCGCAGCUACUGACGGAUUUGCUGUAGUCCUGCAGUGUUGGAUUGAGAGUAUAGAGGUUAUUACCGCAUCACAAAAUUCAUCCAAACAUUUGCCUCAAAUAUGAUUUUUCUGUUUUAUUACAUACACCCAAGCAGUGAUGAUUGACGAUGGUAGCACUGUUAUACACCACCUUUUUUUCCUCAAUCUAUCUAUCUCACAUUUACUUACACACACACACACACACACACACACACACACACACACAG